Aspergillus eucalypticola CBS 122712 is the source of this 867-nucleotide messenger RNA. RefSeq names its product biliverdin-producing heme oxygenase. The record is from RefSeq and is a predicted model, not a curated record. Gene Ontology annotation, molecular function: heme oxygenase (decyclizing) activity. The coding region runs from base 91 to 867 and encodes 258 amino acids. NCBI's taxonomy places the organism in Eukaryota, Fungi, Ascomycota, Eurotiomycetes, Eurotiales, Aspergillaceae. The transcript has 2 exons. Gene Ontology annotation, biological process: heme oxidation.
AUCUUACCUACAUGCCCAAUGUUCCUGUUGGUCUAGCCUCAGCAGCAGAGCUUUAGCGGCAACCUGCCGUACAUACGAGUUACCGUUAAGAUGACCCACGCUGACCUACCCUCCCGGAUUAGGGAGGCGAUCAAAGAACCACAUGGAAAGGUUAACCAUCUCAACACCGCCCGCAUCCCUCUCUGCCUUCCACCUGAGGCCAGAACCCCUCUGCUAUAUACACUGGGACUAUUGCGCUACGCAGAGAUCUACCUGGGCUUAGAGAAGGUGUGGCUCGCCGAGAUUGGAGACCCUAUCCACUGGAUACAAGGUACCAGCGACAAUAUGGACCCCAACACAAGUGGCAGGGAGAGGAUACAGACUGUAUUGCGACUACUAUACCUUCCUGAACUUCUACGUACAAAGCGCUUCGAGGCCGAUUUUCUUGCCCUCCAGUCUCUGGAUCCAAACAUUUCCAGCCUAGGCGCAGGGAAAGUAACUGCUGGAAGCCAAUUCCGACAGUAUAUUGAAGAAGACCUUCCAACAAAGCCGCAUCUCCUUGUGGCAUACAUAUGGAUCAUGUAUCAAGCAUUAUUCAAUGGAGGACGAUUUAUUCGAAUGCAGCUACUGAAAGCUGGUCCUGAAUUCUGGGGUCUGUCUGCGAGAUCAAUGAAUACUGCCGCCCUUCCAGUGCCCCUUUCGUUUUGGCAUGUGGACGAGGAGGAAGUUAUUAAGGCGAGCUUCAGAUCCCGUCUGAACAUGGCGGAUAAGCUCUUGACAGAGACGGAGCGUGAAGAGAUAAUACAGGAAGCAGUGGAGAUUCUUCGCCGCUGUGAGCUUAUUACACUGCAACUCGAUGCGGAUGUCCAUGUAGAAAUGCUAGCAUAA